Molecule: messenger RNA, 2508 nt
Organism: Calypte anna (Anna's hummingbird)
Lineage: Eukaryota; Metazoa; Chordata; Aves; Apodiformes; Trochilidae
Product: serine/threonine-protein kinase Nek5-like
Exons: 24
Coding region: 1-2508 (835 amino acids)
Biological process (GO): protein phosphorylation
Molecular function (GO): protein kinase activity; ATP binding
Source: RefSeq, a predicted model, not a curated record
AUGGAUAAAUAUGAAGUCAUUAAAAAAAUUGGAGAAGGGUCUUUUGGCAAAAUAUUCUUGGCAAAAGGGAAAGAGGAUAAUGAGCAGUGUGUUAUCAAAGAAAUCAAUUUAACUAAGAUGCCCCUGGAAGAGAAAGAAGCCUCCCAGAAAGAAGUAAUUCUUCUGGCCAAGAUGAAGCAUGCAAAUAUCGUAACAUUCUAUGCUGCUUUGCAAGAAAAGAACAAGCUGUACAUUGUGAUGGAAUACUGUGAUGGUGGAGAUUUAAUGCAGCGUAUAAAUAUGCAGCACGGGGUGCUGUUUGAUGAGGACCAGAUUCUGAGUUGGUUUGUGCAGAUCUCUUUAGGCUUGAAGCAUAUACAUGACAAGAAGAUUUUACACAGAGAUGUAAAAGCACAGAACAUCUUUCUUAGCAAUAAUGGAAAUGUUGCAAAGCUUGGGGACUUUGGCAUAGCAAGACAGUUGAACAGCACUAUGGAGUUUGCCCAUACCUGCGUGGGGACCCCCUAUUACCUGUCACCUGAGAUCUGUGAAAAUCAACCAUAUAACAAUAAAACAGAUAUUUGGUCCCUUGGCUGUGUGCUUUAUGAGCUGUGUGCACUAAAGCAUCCUUUUGAAGGCAAUAGUUUGCAUCAGCUGGUGCUGAAGAUCUGCAGAGGUUGUUUUCAUCCAGUGUCUCCCAACUAUUCCUAUGAUCUGAGGAUAUUAAUUUCCCAGUUGUUUAAAGUAUCUCCAAGAGAUCGACCCUCUAUUAAUUCUAUUCUGAGGAAGCCUUUCUUGCAAAAGUUCAUUCUCAGGUGUUUGCCCCCUGAGGAAGAACGCAUUCACGCUGUGAUGCAUAGAAAAAGGUUUUCAGCACCAGAGUGUGAAGCCAAGCUGAUACAAGUGCUUCAGAAAAGGAGAGACCAGGAGCAAGAUUUCCCAGAAUAUGGAAUGGUGGUGCCUGCCAAGAAACAGGAUUUAAUUCAAAGACACGAAUUGAAACCUCUUUCAAAAGGGCAACACUCUUAUUUUCAGCCACAGACCUCUGGAUUUAAAAUGGCAGAAAGUCCAGAAAUUGGAGUACAUGGCCAUUAUAGUCAUUACUAUGCAAAGCUUGACAGCUUGCAGAGGAAAGCUAAUGCACAUUAUGACCUUUCUCAUAUCAGCCAAAGAGUUGAGGAAUACUAUAAACAGAAAGGACAAGUUGCACCUCCACCUCCACCACCUGACUGGCCUUCAGAAUACCUUCAAAGACGUUUUGAAGCCCAACAGUACAAGAUGAAAGUAGAAAAACAGCUGGGACUGCGACCAUGCUCUGCUGACCCAUAUCAUGCCCAAAUACAGCAGCAGAAAACCAAGGAAGAGCAUCUCAAAAACCGUCAGCAGGAAAUAUCUAGAAAGAAUAAGAUGAAAGAGCAGGAGUACCUGAAGCAGCUGCAGAAAAUUCGGGGAGAAUACCAGAGCAAUAUAAAAGAAAUCAGAUUUAGAGCAGGAAUACUUCAGGAGAAUCAAAAACUAAAAGAUAAAACCUAUCUUGUGAGGCAAGGGAAUGCUGAGGACCAGUCUGAGACAAAGGAUACAGCCAGAACAAGAGAAGAAUCACUUCAGGACAUGGAAGAAAACUUGAAACAAGUCAGAAUCCAGAACAGGCAAGACCAAGAAAUUUUGCAAGAGCAACAUAACACAAAGGGAGGAGUAAAGUUUGAAAUAAAUUUAGAUGAAUGUGUUCCCAAGGAAGACAGCAUUCAAGAAGCAGAGAGUAAUAUUGUGAUGAACCAACUGUUAUUUAGAAAAAAUAAACUCACUGAGGCUUUGGUGGAUGGUGAGGAUUUUGAGAAAAAACUGGUGGAAGUUCCUGAAGUUCGUAUGGACAGAGUUGUGGAAGAACUAUCUGGAUACCAAGCAGAUGAUACAAAAGAAAACAGAAAAUAUUGGCAAGGUGGAGUCCCUCAGACAUUACUGAAUUUUUUAGCUGAUGCUGAUGUCACAUCUCUAUGUCCUGCUGUGGCUGAAAAUGAACUUGCUGACCAUGCUGUUCUGCCUGAAGACAUCCAAGAAAACAGGAAGCAGUGGAAACAAACACCACCACAAACACUCCUGAACAUCUUAGCAAAAGCAGAGCUGUCUAAUGAUUCCUUCAGCUGUCCUGAAGAAGAAAUAGAAGGGAGAUUAACCAUGUGGCUUCCAAAAGAAAAGAAGGAAGAUGAUUCAGAAACAUACUCUGCUGUUGCUGUUGAUGAAGGCAGACUUGAGCCAAGAUCAGAUGAUGAAGACACGAAUUUUGAAGAUUCUGAAGAUGAACUCAGACACGAGCUGGAGGAAUCUCUGGAAAAAGUGGCAGCUUCUCCAGCAGAGAGAACCAUGGAGUCUCCUGUCCCUCCAAUUAAUAAGGGUCAAACAGAUGAAGGAAAGAUGAAUUUACCUUGCAAACAGCUUGGAAGAUCUGAUGAUGAUUUAGAGAAUAACCACGGGUCACUUAGUGUUGACACACAUAAUGAAAAAGGUGAGGAGGAAGCAAGAGCAACCUAG